AUGAGCUCAAAAGUGGAUCUGGUUGCUAGCUUCUCGCAGGAUGCAAGACAGUUUGCGUUCCAAUCUGGUAUUGCACAAAAGAAUACAGUCGAUCUUUACCCAUUAGAUCCUAGUAAUAACUACGAAGUGAAUAGUUCGUUGGUAGAACGUUUAGAUUACGAAAACAACGAUUUAAAGGCAUCAGAACUAUUGUUUCUAGGCUGGUGUUCCAGUGUAUCUGGUGAAGAUGAGAAGAAAGUAAAAAGAAAGCGUGGUGAAGGAGAGGAAGAAUAUCAAAAGGAACUACAGGAUAGAACACUAGAAAAUGUAUUUGUGAAUGGAUUCUCUGAAGGACAGCUUGUCAUAUUUUCAUCAAACGGUAAGAGUAUUGUUAAUAUCAUUCGUAAUAAGCAAGAAUUUUUAAACAUCACCACAGAAAAGUCCCACAUUUGGGCGCUAGAUUCAGAUAAAUGUGUGAAAAAGUAUCAAUAUAAUGUGGCAAAACCAUUAAAAACUUUUCAUUUGACUGAUGGUAAAGAUGAGGGCAUUACAGGAUUCCAAGUUAUGAAAGUGAACAAUGAGACUGAGUACUUAUUCCUAAUUACAGAACAGCAUAUCCAUAUUAUUGAUCCAAGUAAGAGAAGACCGACAACUGUAGCCAAACUCGAUAUAUUUGGUGCCAUCGCUUGUGCUUUGUCGAGCGAUGGUAAAUACUUAAUUGUUGCAGAUAUAGAGAAGAUUUCUGUAUUUGAAUUUGAAACUCAAAAGUUUGUUCAAUCGUGGGAUGUUCAAGCUGAAAGAUUAGAAAUCAUUAACGAUUUGGUGGUAGCUUUGGGAGUCAGCGGUAAAAUUUCCGUUUUCAAAUUAGGUGAAAAUGAUAGUAUAAGCACUGUUAGAGUGGCUAAUUCGGAGAUUAUUGAGUUCAGCAAAGUCGGCACUAGUAUUAUGCUUGCCUGGCUAAACGUCAACGAACCAAAUUUCAAACUUCUGUCAUUGGAAAAUAUUAGUGGUAACAAAGAGAUUGUCAUAAACGAAGAAGAGGAAGAAGAACAAGAAAAUAUCAGUGAAAUUGAAAAGGACAACCCUGCAGGUGAAGAGGUCAAGGAUGUGAAGGUAGAUGAAGCGUCGAAGGCUGGUGAAAAGAAUCAACAAAAGAAGAAGAAAAAGAUAACACAAGAUGAAAAGAAUGAACUAACUUUGAGUUUGAAAAGUGCAUUAGAAUCAAAUUCAGGGAAUGAACAAAUAAUAAAACUACUUACUUCCGAAGGAUGGGAUAAAGCGAGAAUCAUUGAGUUCAUCUCUAAACAGCAUGAUUCAGAAACUUUACUAUCCAAUUUAUUCAGCAUUGUUGUUACUGAAUUACAAAAAACUGUUUGGAGUGAUAGCCACAUGCUGCGCAGUUGGUGUAAAUUGUUAAUAACAUUGAAACCCGUCCUUCUUGCGACGCAAGACAAGAAAUUUAAGAAAAAUCUAAAACAUCUCAGACAAUCUUUAAAAUCAUCAAGCGAUACAGUCCAUAUCCUAGUAGGAAUACAAGGUAGACUAGAAAUGCUUCAUCAACAGGACAUUUUAAGGCAAGAAUUAGCGAAGCUUUCUGUCGGAAACGACGGUAUGGAAGCGGAUGUCAUAGAAGAAGGUGAAGCAGACAACGAUGAAGAUGACGGGGACUCAAUAACCUACGUCAACGGUGAAACAGAUGUGUUUAUUGAUGCACCGGAAUAUAAGAAAGAGUAA
Messenger RNA from Kazachstania africana CBS 2517, 1713 nucleotides. RefSeq names its product Utp9p (gene UTP9). The transcript has a single exon. NCBI's taxonomy places the organism in Eukaryota, Fungi, Ascomycota, Saccharomycetes, Saccharomycetales, Saccharomycetaceae. Gene Ontology annotation, molecular function: protein binding. The coding region runs from base 1 to 1713 and encodes 570 amino acids. The record is from RefSeq and is a predicted model, not a curated record.